AUGACAGCGUCAAAAAUUAGUGAUGUCUCUUUUGUGACUGAUUUUGUAUCAAAAUAUCAGAAAGGAAUGGAGAUGUCUUACACAUUGGAUGGAAAUUCACGUGUUAGUGAAUUCAAUCAAAAAAUGAGCAGUGUAUCCAUUCUUCUAUUUCAUAGAGAUUUAGAGCAAUUUCUUCUAGUUCGUCAAUUUCGACCAGCAAUCUUCACCGCAUCAAUUUCAAAUUCGCCGGAGAAUCACGGUAAAGAAUUUGAUAAAAUUGACUGGAGCAGCUAUGAUUCUGAAACUGGCUACACCAUUGAACUUUGUGCUGGACUAAUUGACAAGGAAGGAUUAUCUCCUAGAGAAAUUGCAUCAGAAGAAGUUGCUGAAGAAUGUGGAUAUCGUGUGGAUCCUGAUGAUCUAAUUCAUGUAAUAACAUUUGUUGUGGGUGCUCAUCAAUCUGGAAGUGCUCAACAUUUAUAUUACGCGGAAAUCGACGAAUCCAUGAAAAUCAGCGAAGGAGGUGGAAAUGUUCAUGAGGGAGAAGUAAUUACUAAAGUUUAUUACCCUGUCAACGUUGCACGUGAAAUUGCACGCCCUGCUAUUGGAACACAUGCAGAAGUGAAAGGACCUCCAGGCGUUCUUUUUGCUUUUCAAUGGUGGUUUUUGGUUUUGGAUCCAAAAAAGAAAGGGCUCAUCGCAACUCCACCAACUGGAUAUCAAUGGCAGCCGCACAAUGUAAAAACCAUUUCGAACGUAAAAUUCAACACUGAUUUUGACAAAAAGAAGUAUGGUUAUAAUCCAAAGAGAAUGAUUUUCACAAUUAAUGGAAUAACCCGCAACUGGGAUUUAGCCUUAUGUCCAAACACAGCUACAUGUAUUCUUGUAGAUAUGGUGAAGAAAGAAUUGAUUUUCUUGCAGAAACUCCGUGCACCGGUGUUUGUUGGAAAAAAUCGUUUUUUGAAAGAAAACAUUGGAAAGCCUCUGGAUGAGAUUGAUUUCUCGAAUUCCGAUCCUAAAAUUGCAUACACUCUUGAACUCGUUGUUAACCGUGUUCCGGAUUUCGACGAUCCUCGAAAAUUCGCUCGAAUCUCAGUGAAGCAACUUGGCUACGAUCUUCCAGAAGAUUCGUUUAAACUCCAAGCAAAGUGUAUUCCGGGAAUCGGUCAAUCUGGAGACACCCAAUCUAUUUUUGCCGUGGAUGUUAGUAAAGCACGACUUUGUGAGAAGGAAGAAGAUGAAGACAUUGAAGAACUUCGUGUUUCUUUUGCGGAUUUGCCGUCUCUGUACCGACAACACAAUAUAGGACCACCAACUACUUACUAUGCCAUUGGAUUUGCUCUUGAUCAGCUUCUCGAGAGAGACACGCUGUAAAUCGAAUACAUUCCUGCUUUUCUAUAUUUAAAAACAUUUCCCAUCGAAUUGUACAUAGACCUAUCUAGACCGGUGUCUUAUACGCAUCCUGUUUAAUGAAUAAUAAAUUAUUUUAUCAUG
This is a messenger RNA of Caenorhabditis elegans, 1473 nucleotides long. RefSeq names its product Uridine diphosphate glucose pyrophosphatase NUDT14 (gene C50F4.16). The record is from RefSeq and is marked reviewed. Gene Ontology annotation, molecular function: UDP-sugar diphosphatase activity; metal ion binding; ADP-ribose diphosphatase activity. The transcript is spliced from 6 exons. Gene Ontology annotation, cellular component: cytosol. Lineage: Eukaryota; Metazoa; Nematoda; Chromadorea; Rhabditida; Rhabditidae. The coding region runs from base 1 to 1353 and encodes 450 amino acids.